Rotaria sp. Silwood1 is the source of this 393-nucleotide messenger RNA. Lineage: Eukaryota; Metazoa; Rotifera; Eurotatoria; Philodinida; Philodinidae. The record is from the annotation of a GenBank genome assembly.
GCUGGUAUUCUUUUUCCUUUGGAUUUGAUUAUGGGUAUUCGUUUGGACAAAGAAGAUGAACUUCAAGGACUCGAUAUAGCCGCGCAUGGUGAAAGUUGGGAAAUAAACGCAUCACGAGCUGUUUGUGAUCUUGUGAAAAAAGUAUUACAAGAACAAGGCACUACAAGAGAAGGAGCUGAGGAUACUGGAACCUUCGAAUUACAUUAUAAACCUAAAAAUCCAAGUAAAAAAUCAUUAAAAAUUCCUCUGUUUAAACGAAAAAAGUCACGCCAUUCUCAACUUGAUACUAAUCCAGUAAAUAAUAAUCAACUACAAUAUAAUCAUAACGAAACAAUGUUUAAUGACGAUGAUAUCAAUACACAAUCAACAAAUACAAAUAUUAUUCGCUUUUAA